Messenger RNA from Oncorhynchus gorbuscha (pink salmon), 2494 nucleotides. RefSeq lists its product as uncharacterized. The record is from RefSeq and is a predicted model, not a curated record. The transcript has 6 exons. Lineage: Eukaryota; Metazoa; Chordata; Actinopteri; Salmoniformes; Salmonidae. The coding region runs from base 164 to 991 and encodes 275 amino acids.
CACUGCCAUCAAGCCGUCCAACGUGGAGAAGGAGAAGGUGAAGUUUUUCAAGUCGGACUUCAGCUACAAUCCUCAGUUUGAGUACAGCAACCCUGUGUCUCCGCUGGUGCUGGCUCGCCACAACAACGCCUCCGACCGCUUUCUGACACAGGCGGUGCGUAUCAUGGAGUUGGCCCUCCAGAAGUAUGGGAACUAUGAGAAGUUUGAGCAGGCCACAGGGGGAAACUUGCUCACCAAGGGCCGGAUCUGGUACCUGGUCAAGAAGUACAUGGAAAAGGAGGGCUGUAUUGGGGAGAUAGUGGUCAAUGUGACAGACGACCUCCUCUCCAGAGCGUCCAUGACGGUGGUGAACAGCCGGCCUACUCUGACCAUCAACAUUGCCACAGCCCGGGAACACUGGCUGGAGGGCAUGCUACGACAUGAGAUCAGCACACACUACUUCCGGGGCAUCAACAACGCCCAGCAGCCGUGGAGCAGCGGAGUCGGAAGGAAAACGCACAACCUCCGACCUUUGAACCCUACUGAGGAGGGGCUGGCCAGCAUCCACUCUGUCCUGUUCCGUAAGGACCCCACCCUGUGGAGGGCUGCCUUGCUCUACUACACUGUGUACCAGGCCAGCCGCAUGUCCUUCUCUCAGCUGUUCCACAGCCUGGGACGCUUCGUCCAGGAACCCAACACACGCUGGGACUACUGUGUACGAGCCAAGAGGGGGCAGAGCGACACCGCACAGCCUGGCUGUUUCAGGAAGGACCAGGUGUACCUGGACGGCAUCCUGAAGAUCCUAAGACACAGAGAGAGGAUUAACUUCCAGCUGCUCAUGUCCCUGGGGAAGGUGUCGUACGAGGACGUGGAUCGUCUGAAAGGCCUGGCGCUGAUGGAGCAUGUGAGGAUACCUCACUUUUUGCAGGACAUGGCGUGCUACGCUGAACAGCUGGAGAAGAUCAUGGAGGUCAACCAGCUGACUGACGAGGAGCUCAGGGUGCUCAUCUGAGACAUGGAGGAGUAGAGGGCCUGCCCACUCAGUUACUCCAACACAUAGCUUGUACAGGUUAACAGCAACCUGACCAAGAUCCAUUUGGGAUUGAAACGUUAUGUAUAUAACAAAGGCUUAGAGGUUGUUAUGAGGUAUGUGUUGAAGUAAGUGAAUGUGAGGGUCCUUCUGGCCCGGGUACCCUAUGAGAAGUGAUGAUACGCUCCUCAUCUGAGCAUGCCCAGAAAGAGGUAACCCCUGACCCUCCAGCACACCUUACCUCCACCAAGCUAAUGAGCUACCGGGAACCUCAUUAAAGUCAGUGGCAUCAUUCACAGUGACAUUCCUGCAUCUCACCACCAGUACCAUCCCCAACAGGCAAAAUUGCAUGUGAUGCCAUGAUGAUGUCAUUUCCUGGUUGUAAACUGGCUUUCCACCACAUAUGGUAGCUGUGUGACGUGACAUGACUUGUGCAGUGUACUGUAUUGUAUGUAGGGUUUCUCUCUCCAUUUCUAUAUGCACCCCACAGCCAAGUGUAAUUGCAUUUUCAAUCUCCUGUUCAAAAGACUAAGGGGUUCCUAUACUAAUGUUUCUAAACAGAGUUUUACCGUACUGGUUGGUUGCUGUUGUUAUAGUUGAUGUUCAGGUAAUGACCCAUGAACCAGAGAGUGUGUGUGUUUGUCAGGGUCGGGCUGCAGUGAGAGACAUACAGAAGAGAGACGGCUACGGUAUCAUAAAAGCACAACAUUGACUCAUGAUGUGGCCAGGUCACAGUGGAGAAAGGAAUGUGGAAGAGGCUAAACUAAUGAAGCACAAGAUGGCAGCAUAGUGCUGAGAUAGUAGGAUUGGGACAGCAUAGAAAUGCAUUGCGAAUCAUAUGUAUUUGUGCCCUGUUGACAUAUCCUUGGCGCAGCAAUCCCUCCAAAACAACCACUUUCUUACGAUUUGCACUUAUUUCUCCAGCGUUGAACUGCUUUAUUUCUGGCAGUUUCCUUAGAGAUAACCUUAUAACCUUACACUGAUGAACUCUCCCUCCUGCAUUUUAAAACAAACCAAUAGGCCUAGUGUUUUUAAAGGCAGGGUGUAACUAAUAUUGUACUGUAAUGUUUUUCUCCUUUUUGUCAAACAUGAUUGACAGGUUGUUGAUUUUCUGGCUUUUGGUACGUGUUUUGAGAACUGAACACUGUGAUAUUUGAUAAAUAUUGUUCAAUUGACACUUUCUACUAGCCUGGUCUUAGAUCAGUUUGUGCUCUCUUGCCAAUAGUUAUUUACAAUGACCAUAGGAGUUGGCAGGAUAGCACAAACUGAUCUGGGACCAGGAUAACUUUGACCUGAUGUAGGUAGUAGCAUGUUUGCUGCCGCUACUUCACCACAAAUGGCCCUGGGUAUGAUCUAACUGUAUGAUGAGCACUAGUGUUUAUAAGUGACAUUGCGCUGUGUAUUGUAUUGUACUGUAACUGUACUGUAUUUGAAUGCCUCCUGAUGGUCACUGAAUCCCUAAUAAAGUGGAUUUAUCACCUUGGA